Leptonychotes weddellii (Weddell seal) is the source of this 1214-nucleotide messenger RNA. The record is from RefSeq and is a predicted model, not a curated record. NCBI's taxonomy places the organism in Eukaryota, Metazoa, Chordata, Mammalia, Carnivora, Phocidae.
CUUUCUUCUUUCUAUUUCUGGGCAUUUCCAGCAACAUGUCCAGCGCCUUGGCCAACGCGGUAUGCCAGCGCUGCCAGGCGCGCUUCGCCCCUGCCGAGCGGAUCGUCAACAGCAACGGAGAGCUGUACCACGAGCACUGCUUCGUGUGUGCCCAGUGCUUCCGGCCCUUCCCCGAGGGGCUCUUCUACGAGUUCGAAGGCCGGAAGUACUGCGAACAUGACUUCCAAAUGCUGUUUGCUCCGUGUUGUGGAUCCUGCGGUGAGUUCAUCAUCGGCCGCGUCAUCAAGGCUAUGAACAACAACUGGCACCCGGGGUGCUUCCGCUGUGAGCUGUGUGACGUGGAGCUGGCUGACCUGGGCUUCGUGAAGAACGCAGGCAGGCACCUGUGCCGGCCUUGCCACAACCGGGAGAAGGCCAAGGGCCUGGGCAAGUAUGUCUGCCAGCGGUGCCAUCUGGUCAUUGAUGAGCAGCCCCUUAUGUUCAAGAAUGACGCCUACCACCCGGACCACUUCAGUUGCACCCACUGCGGGAAGGAGCUGACUGCAGAGGCCCGAGAGCUGAAGGGUGAGCUCUAUUGCCUGCCCUGCCAUGACAAGAUGGGCGUCCCCAUCUGUGGGGCCUGUCGCCGGCCCAUUGAGGGCCGUGUGGUCAACGCACUGGGCAAGCAGUGGCACGUGGAGCACUUUGUCUGCGCCAAGUGUGAGAAGCCAUUUCUGGGGCACCGGCACUACGAGAAGAAGGGCCUGGCCUACUGUGAGACCCACUACAACCAGCUCUUUGGGGACGUCUGCUAUAACUGCAGCCAUGUGAUCGAGGGUGAUGUGGUGUCAGCACUCAACAAGGCCUGGUGCGUGCAUUGCUUCUCCUGUUCCACCUGCAACAGCAAGCUCACCCUGAGGAACAAGUUUGUGGAGUUCGACAUGAAGCCUGUGUGUAAGAGAUGCUAUGAGAAGUUCCCGCUGGAGCUGAAGAAGCGGCUGAAGAAGCUGUCAGAACUGGCCGCGCGCAAGGCCCAGCCCAAGUCCGUGGGCCUCAACUCUGCCUGAGCGGCCUCCUGCCCACCCUCCGCCUCCACCCCAUCCCUUCCUGCCGGCACCCCCUGCCCUUCGCUGCCUCCACUCCUCAUCUCUGCUCCCUGUCUGUGGCCUCCCCCUCCUUCCUUCCCUCUGCCCCUCCCCUCCCAUACCUCUUCCGCCCCUCCCCUUCUUUCCCUC